Molecule: messenger RNA, 864 nt
Organism: Symbiodinium necroappetens
Lineage: Eukaryota; Dinophyceae; Suessiales; Symbiodiniaceae
Source: the annotation of a GenBank genome assembly
AUGCAUCGCGCGUCUCAUGGCGAGGCGAGAUACAGGCUGAUAUGGAGCAAGCUCCAGCUGGACCACUGGCUGGAGACCUCCAUCGGCCGCCUCAACGUGGAGCUUCGCCUGUCCCUCUCUGCCGAUUUCAGCCAGGAGACAGCCGGAGAAGGGCUGCAGGACAGAGAUGGCAGCAUCUCGGCUCCAUCGAAAGCUGCCUGGAGCUUCGGGGAGAACCUGCAGAGCAAUGGUCAGCUCCUUGAGAAGGUCGAAGGAGCUUCGACCAAUGGCCAGAGUGAUAUCUUCGAGGACUGCAUUGAGCCGGUUGCAGCCGAAAGUGCCGGAGGCAAGAAACUUUUGAAGCCGGUGGAGCUGAGGUCUCUCAACACUUCAGGUCUUGAAGUGGAGCUGGCUGCCUCGGCAAGAGGACUGGCUGGCUUUGCCGGGUACCACACUUCGGUGCUCAUAGACGGCGAGGAGUACUACUUCAGCCCGACGGGAAUCCGAUACGUCAAGAAGCUCAUGAGCCACCCCCGGCGGUCUCAGGCGACGCGCACGCAUAUCGGGUUCAGCAAGGCAACGGGCCAGCAGAUGCUCGACUUUCUGAACGAACACUUCCUUGCUGGCAGCUACGACUUCCUCAGGAAGAACUGUAACAGCUUCACCGACGCAGCUUUGUACUUCCUCUGUGAGACGCGCCUAGACUUCAAGUACCGGGCCAUGGAGACUAUCGGCUGGAUGGCCGAGAGUCGGACCGGCAUCCUGAACUCCAUCAGCAGCGGAGAGUAUCGACAAAAUCGAUCAGCUGAUGAUUUCGACCUUGAGGAUGUCUUGGAGCAGAUCGACGAUGAGCGUCCGGAGCAGGAAGUCGAAGACGAGCCGACG